AUGACUGUCGCUGCCUCUCAAGCAAUGAACAUGUUCACUCCGAUGGCAGGUAACUUGCAGGUCGACUCGCUCAGCCUGUUUCGGCCUCUAGUCACGGCCAAGAAGCUUGGCCCCAACUGCGUGUCCUGUCGGGAAGUCUGCUGGCUCAGAAGGAUGAGCAGACGUCUCCGUCUCGAUUUGAGCGUCAUUACAAGGGCCGAUGAGGAAGGCAGUGGAAGCAGAGGUCCGGCAAUGCCAUGCCUUGCGCGCCCGUCUCUUGUGGGGCGAGGAUGGUUGCUCGGGAACGCAUCUCCGGUCGCCGUAAAGGCUCUGCGGAUAUGGCUCUUCGCCUCGGACACCGUUGGAGGGCAUGUCAGCGAGCCGACUCCCGACGUUCCUGAAAUUCAUGCGUGGCAUUGGUGGAGUAGAUGGCCGGUACUGCCGGGACUGGUGAGCCGAUCGACGGUCUUUUCGGUCAAUGUCGAGCCUGAUCGACUCGCUACGAUCAAGGUUAGGCUCACAAUGGCAGGCAGCUUCUUGAACCGAGCGCAGAGAGCGUCUCGACGCGACUCGCUCGGCGCAGACAGCGACGGAAAGGUGCCGGCGUCGUCAAAUUAA
Molecule: messenger RNA, 597 nt
Organism: Moesziomyces aphidis
Lineage: Eukaryota; Fungi; Basidiomycota; Ustilaginomycetes; Ustilaginales; Ustilaginaceae
Source: the annotation of a GenBank genome assembly